Symbiodinium sp. CCMP2592 is the source of this 852-nucleotide messenger RNA. Lineage: Eukaryota; Dinophyceae; Suessiales; Symbiodiniaceae. The record is from the annotation of a GenBank genome assembly.
AUGGCCGAGCAGAACAUCACGGAGCUGGUCUUGUGGCAGCACGCAGACAGCCUGGACCAGGCAGGCGUGCAGGCAGAGCUGGCAGAGCUUCAAGCGGCGCUGCAGAGGGUGCCAGGUGUGUCCACAUCGGCGCUUGAAGAUCUUUGGCAGCGACAGCGGCAGCGUGCUCAGGAGCUCUGUGAUCGCCAGACCGCGCGCACGAGGGUGGUCCAAGUGGAGGAGCAGCAGCCUGGUGUCGCACAGCAUACCCGCCAUUUUCACGAUUCUUGCAUAUAUGUCACGAUGUGUCAUGCAAAGUUGCAGGGAUUCGUAGAGUGCAAUGUUAGAGUGAGAUGCGGUGUCUUCCGACCUGCUUUCAGGUUCGCGGAGCCCUACACGGACCAGGAGGCAUACCAGGAACAGGAGCCUUACACCGAGCAGGAGCGCUACACAGAGCAAGUGCCCUACACGGAACAGGAGGCUUACGAGGAGAAUGAGCCCUACACCGUAACGGAGUAUCAGGACGUGCAGGUGGAAGAGCAGAGAACCAAGAGACGAGGCGGACUCGCUGGGGCUUUGGGCCAAAGGAAGACGUACACGGUCCAGGUCACCAAGAGAGUUCCCGUCCAGGUGCAGAGGCAGAGGCCCGUGACGCGCCAGCGUGAAGUGACGCGUUACCGAGCCGAAGAGCGCACUCGGCCCGUGACGAAGUACCGUGCGGUCACCAGGCAGAGAGAUGUGACCCGCUACCGCACCGCAACGCGCACCGUGGACCGCCCGGUCGAGUACUUCCUGCCAGUGGAGGACUUCCACCAGCCAGCCCUGGAAGAGAUCCUCGCCGAGGUCCGCGCUGAGUUCCGCGGUGGCCAGUGA